Messenger RNA from Ilyonectria robusta, 3122 nucleotides. Its product is annotated as THO complex subunit 1 transcription elongation factor-domain-containing protein. Gene Ontology annotation, biological process: mRNA export from nucleus; regulation of DNA-templated transcription elongation. The coding region runs from base 304 to 2835 and encodes 843 amino acids. Lineage: Eukaryota; Fungi; Ascomycota; Sordariomycetes; Hypocreales; Nectriaceae. The record is from RefSeq and is a predicted model, not a curated record. Gene Ontology annotation, cellular component: THO complex part of transcription export complex. The transcript has 5 exons.
GGACCACUCAGAAAAUACGCCACAAGGCCGGUACCUGGGCACGAGGGUGACCUAGCUUUGUACUCCCUCAAUCUCAGCCUUCCCUUGUCUGAACAUCUCCAGGUCGACAACCCACGCGCAGCUCUUUCAACAGCACCAAGCACUCAACAAUCCUCCAUCGCAAUUCCCCCGAAACGAGUACUCUGUCCCCAAGCUGGUAGAUCACGAACACCCUGCCAACGGCGCGUUCUUUGCGCGUAACCGGCCCCCGAGGACGGCACCGGAGAACGUCUUGUCCACAUUACGUCGCUUUGUUCGCUCAAAAUGCCGGCGCUGGACAUGGACAAUCCGGGUGUCCCAGCCGUCGCAACAUCGGUGUCGCUACUCAAGGAGCUUCUGGAGCAGGCAGAGAAAGUGAAACAAACGUCUACCAUCGAACCAGCCCUAAACAAGUCCGACUUUGACGAUAUCACCGGUCGGGUAUCGCAGGUUGCCGCCUCGCUCACCGGAGCGCUCACUGGAGCAGAGAAUGGCGAGUCAACCAGUAGCCAGAUAAAGGGACGGCAAUAUGCCAUGAUCGAGACCGCCUCCCGUGAGAUAUUCAGCAAUCUCAUUGCGACUACCACCAUCGAAUCCCCAGACUUCGUCAAAGUGUGGAACCUACUCGACAUCCUCUCGAUCCUCUCCGACGACGGACAAUGCGACCCUGCGCUCCUCUUUUGGCUAGCUGAGGAGCUACUCGACAGCCAGACAAUCGCGGGGUGUCGCAAAAUCUUCGACUUCCUCGAAUCGAGACGAGAACGUAUCACAUCGAAUCACUUUAAGCAGAAGCAACUUAUCAUUCUGCGAACCUGCAAUGAACUGCUUCGCCGCCUCUCCCGUGCCGAAGACACGGGAUUUUGUGGUCGAGUCUUCAUCUUCAUGUUCCAGAGCUUCCCACUCGGGGACAAGAGUUCCGUGAACCUUCGAGGCGAAUACCACGUGGAGAAUGUCACGACAUACGAGACAAGCCCUGUGGAUGCCGAUUCUAAGAUGGACGUGGAUGCACCUCCCUCGGGCCCCAGGGAGCAGAUCGAGUCAAGAUUAUCAUCCAAGGCCACUGAUCCAAAGAAAUCGGACAAACCCCUAGACCCGAAUGCCCUAUAUCCCCUAUUCUGGUCACUCCAGGAAAACUUCAGCCAACCCAAAAGACUGUUCGAGACACCCCACUUGGCAGCAUUCAAGGAAAGUCUAGGAGCUACCAUGAAAGUCUUCCAGACAAUCCACAAUGAUCGAGGAUCAAGAAAGUCGGCUGAAGACUCCAAGAGGAGCCUGAAACGCAAGAGAGAAGACGGCGAAGACGACGAUACGAAUAAUGCUUUCAACCCUAAAUAUUUAACUAGUAGAGAUCUCUUUGAGCUGGAGAUUAGCGAUUUGUCCUUCCGGCGACACAUUUUGGUUCAAGCCCUCAUCAUCAUCGACUUCCUUCUCUCAUUGUCUGCUCAGUCGCGAGAGAAGCUCUCCGCAGCUGCUUCUACGAACAAGGCAGUUAUGUACAUUGACCAAAUCCUCAGUGAAGAUGAUACCAAAUGGGCCAACGAUAUGAAGAGGACAAUAGCAGAUUAUCUACGGCAAGGCUCUGACGGGCCAUACUUUUAUCGGAUGGUGGAGACGGUGCUGGCUAGAGACAAGAACUGGGUUCGCUGGAAGAUUGAAGGUUGCCACCCUAUCAAACGAGAUCCCGUCUCUCCGGCGAACUUCAUCGAGGCCAAGGGCACCGUCCAGCGCACGGCAACGAGCAAGCGCCUCAGGGCUGUCCCCAUGGGAUCCGUGCCCCUUGACUUCCUGCGGGACGAAGACGAGGAGACGGCCAUGGAGCGUCUCAAGGCCGAUGAGCGGUGCCAGAUCCCCGAGCUCAACAGCUUCAAGCGGAAGAUUGCAGACGACGACUUUGAGAUCGAGAUGCCAACCAAUGACCAGACCAAAGCAGCCGCCAUAGCCGGGAAGGCUAGCAAGAGCUGGAGAGCUCUGCGCAUCGCUGCCCGAACAAAGCUCGCCGCUUUUGAUAAGAUCGAUGACCCUAAGAAGAUCGAUAUCGUCUUUGAGGAGCUCACCGAGGGCGACGACGCCGAAGACACCUCCGAGCCCACCGCCAACGAUGAGGACAUGCCCACUGAUCGGGACCCCAUCGUUAUUUCCGGUCCCCUGGCGGGAGGCAAGUCGACCCUGAUCGAGAAGCUGAUGGAGGAGCAUAAGGGCGUGUUCGCUACCGUGGUGCGGCACACCACAAGAGAACCGCUCGACGGGGAAGUCAGGGGCAAAACCUUCCACUUUGUCAAGGCUCAGGAGUUCAACCAGCUACGCGACGGCGACCGUCUUAUCGAGUCGGGCACUCGGGACAAGUUUGACUACGGAACUAGCACCAAGGCCAUUGACGCUGUAACCGAGGCGGGCAGGGUCCCGAUCAUCGAGCUUGACCUGGAGGCCGCACAAUACGCCAAGGACAUGGAUUUCCAGGCACGCUUCAUUCUUAUCAAGCCCCCCACCCCGGAAGUUCUCGAGCAGCGCCUCAAAUCCCUCGGCAAAGACGACACCACUGUCGAAACGACUCUCAAGAACCUCCCUACCGACCUCGAUGAGUCCAAGGUUGCUGAACUAUUCGCCACGACCAUUGUCAAUGAUGACCUAGAUCAAGCAGCCAAGGCUCUUGGAUCAUUCAUCUUUGACAAGCCAGGUGAUGAAGAUAAAACGAACGAUGACGAGGGCGCGACCGUGGAUACGGCUAUGAAGGAUGACGAGGGCGCGACGCAAGGGAAUGGAGAGGACGCAGUGGAGGAACCCAAGGAGGCCACGAUGACAGAUGCAGAGGCAUCGUAAACUUGGAAUUAGGGAUUAGGAUGUAGGGACAUGUAUCUGUAUGUAGUUUAGAAGUGGUGUGAUGCCUGCCUGAUGUGGGCAAUAAUGAUACCCCAAUGCGGCCCAUACUAGUUGGCGAUUGUCACUGAAUUGGGUGUGAAUCACAAUUUCACCUUGCAGGCCACAUUGAAUGUACCAGGUUACGAACGAUAGAUCAGUGCCAGGUUUCCAGAAGGGUAAACGAUCAGAGUGGAAUUGUAAUCUCAAUCUAGAAGAAACAAACUAGAGUACCAAGCUAACUGUCCAGG